GGAGACGAUCGCAAACAGAUCGAUACUAGACAUCGGUCCUCACGCAAGUCUGUAAGGAAAAUAUAAUAAUCAAAAUGAAAUCAGUGUUUAUUCUGUGUUUGAUAGCCUUUCUUGGCUUAACACUGGCCGAGACAACUUUAUACCCAAGGGGUUGUAUAUACGCGUUGGGUAAAUGUGUUCGUGAAUGCGAAGUCGGGACUCAUGCUUAUACUACGGGCUGCGGUUAUCUUACACCAGAGGCGACUUGCGAAAAUCCAAAACCAACUACUGAUAUGAGGGCACGAAUCUGCGAUUACUCGGCCUGCUACUGCGAUCCCCCAACAGUGAGGAAUAAAGUGAAUAACAAAUGUGUACCUCUUGAAGAGUGUCCCAAGUAAAUUGUUCCGAACCUAAGAAAUUACGAAUAUAUGCUAUGCUUUUUA
Danaus plexippus (monarch butterfly) is the source of this 422-nucleotide messenger RNA. RefSeq lists its product as uncharacterized. The record is from RefSeq and is a predicted model, not a curated record. Lineage: Eukaryota; Metazoa; Arthropoda; Insecta; Lepidoptera; Nymphalidae. Bases 75 to 377 code for a protein of 100 amino acids. The transcript is spliced from 2 exons.